GUGGUUUGUAUUUAUUUACCUAAUGGCGGAUGUGAUGCCUCGAGGACAUGGGGGAGACGGAGCUGGGGAUCCACCAAAUCCGGAUCCUUUUCGGAGAGGGACGCAUGAGAUUGACGCGGUUCCCCCAAGGAAAGUUAGGGGGAAAGCCAAAAAUCAAAAGCUUCACAGGAUGGUCAAAGCGGGGGGGCGCGUCUCUCUUACAUUCGAUAGGGAUGUAACAUAUACCCCUGUUGGUGUACCGAGCGACUUAUUUUCACGCGAGGCGAGUUUGUACAUGUGGCGGACCAUCCCUUUUGAUAGAUUUGGUUGGGAGAAAGUUCCGACUCCUUAUAAGGAUGCCGUGAUGAACCACCUAAAGGAGAAUUUCAAUUUCGAUGAAGUUGAACAGGAUUUGGAGGCGCGCAACUUAAAAGGCGGCAUUAGACAAGUGCUUAUGAAGCGGUACUCCGACCGCAAGAACUACGCUAAGAGAGAAUUUCGUGAAAAUGGAGGUUAUGACGAUGUCGAAAGUGCAAGGGCACACCACCCUAAGGAUAUGCCUUACGAAAACUGGCUGAGAACCAUUGAUCACUUCUUGGACCCCAAAUAUAUUGCAAGAAGUGACGCAAACACAAGAGUCCGCCAACUUCAAAAAUUCCCAAACCAUGGGGGUACAUCAUCAUACAGUAGCACCGCCUACAAACAUGGUUUGAAACGUCUUGAUACGUACCGCAAAACUCACACCGAUAAAGAUGGGAAUUUUGUUGACCCGGUAGCCGAGCAGAAUUAUCUUAAUCUAGAACGCGAGAUUAUGGGCGGAGAAAGCGGCGGUUCUCAACCGCCGAAUGAGGUUGCCGUGUUUCAAAACGUUUUGGGUGAUCGACGAGGAUGGUUCCGGGGGCUUGGGCCUAAACCUUCGAAUACACCAUCGAACCCGUUUAAUACACUACCUCAAACCGCACAACCCUUUUCGGAGGAAUACGUUUCGACUUUGUUCCAAAGUCCGGCAUUCGUAAACCAACUCGAAUCCUUUCUUGCGGCGAGGGGAAAGCAAGUCGCACCCGACGAUGAGUAUGACGAUGAGUAUGACGAUGAGUAUGACGAUGACGACCUAACUUGA
Helianthus annuus (common sunflower) is the source of this 1099-nucleotide messenger RNA. RefSeq lists its product as uncharacterized. NCBI's taxonomy places the organism in Eukaryota, Viridiplantae, Streptophyta, Magnoliopsida, Asterales, Asteraceae. The coding region runs from base 23 to 1099 and encodes 358 amino acids. The record is from RefSeq and is a predicted model, not a curated record. The transcript is spliced from 6 exons.